Molecule: messenger RNA, 1263 nt
Organism: Aspergillus campestris IBT 28561
Lineage: Eukaryota; Fungi; Ascomycota; Eurotiomycetes; Eurotiales; Aspergillaceae
Exons: 6
Coding region: 126-1163 (345 amino acids)
Source: RefSeq, a predicted model, not a curated record
AUUCUUUCUACUUACAUACUUUAUUAAUCCUUUUAUUCUCCCCACAACCCCCAUAUUAACCUCCUCCUGUUUACUCGGUUACUUAUCUCUCGGAAUUCCACCUCCCGCGUCCACCUCAACCCACCAUGGCCGACUCCAACAGCUUUGGGGAUGUCAGCUAUCCCAAUCCCAACGGUGACAACACCGGCAAUGUCUUCACAAAGGGCCCCGUCGUGGAUAAUAUCAAAUCCGAAGCCUCCCGCACCGGUCAAGAAUUCCGGGAGUUGAGCAACUCCAAAGUCGCGCCCGACACCACCACCGCCACCGGCCAGCCCCUGACCUAUUACCACUCCCUGCUGUACAGUCUGUUGAGCUGGGAACAACCCCGUGCUACCGCCACCUCCUUCGCCAGCGUCGUGGUCUUCAUCUUCGCCGCCCGUUACCUGCCUCUUCUGCGCUGGUUCUUCAAGUUCAUCUAUGUCGCGCUUGGCUUCAUGGCCGCGUUGGAGAUCGGCGGCAAGGUUGCCCUGUCCUAUGGCCUCGCCAGCUCGUUCCGCCCCCGCAAGUACUACACCAUCCCCAAGGAGACCAUUGAGGCGGUCCUGGAGGAUCUCGAGCAGCUGUUCGACUUUGUCCUCAUCGAGUUCCAGCGCGUUCUGUUCGUGGAGAACAUUGUCCACACCCUUGCUUCUUUCUUUGCAGCCUAUACCGCCUACUGGCUGAUCAAGUUCCUCCCGUUCUGGGGCCUGUCCCUCUUUGCGGUGAGCGUGGCCUACCUGGGUCCCCUGGUCUACAUCAACAACCGUGAAGUCAUCGAUGCCCAGAUUGAGAAGGCGCAGGCGAUGGUCAACGACCAGGCCAACCAGAUCAAGGAUCUGGCGGAGGAGCGUACGACCCAGGCCACCGGUCUCAUGAAGCAGUACGUCGACGACUACAGCGCCAAGGCCCAGGAGUACAUUGGCCAGCGCCGUUCUACCUCACCGGAGAUGGCCAAGGUCGCCAGCCCCGUGAUCAAGAAGGAGCCGGUGCCCGAGCCCGCCGUCAAGACCUCCGACUUUCCGGAGGCGCCCCAGCAGGAGCCCCAGCAGGAGUCCCAGCAGGGGUCCCAGCAGGAGCCCGUGGUAGAGUCCAUCGAGACCUCCCGUCCCGCGCAGGUCCAACAGGAGCCGCUCUUGGCUGUGUAAAGGAUGCUCCCAAGGCCGCCCCUUCAUCUGCCGCCGGGUCCUCCUUCCUCCUUUCGGAUGGUGGGCGCUUGGUGGCAUAGUGACGGAUUCUUUCCCUUGC